AUGACUAACCCUUACGAGGCGGACCCAGAGAAAAUCCCUGCGACUGACUUAUAUGCGGACGUACCCUUCUAUGGUCGAUAUUGCCCGAAACCUGAUGACUUCCACAUCGAUCAUCAGCAUGUCAAUUCUUCGACUCCGGAGUCUUUGAAAUAUUGGACCUCGGUCAUUAAUCUUUGCACUGAAGAGAACCGAAUUUAUCCUGCAGAUGCAGGUGGCCGGGAUGUUUUCGCUCUUGGUAGCAUAAUUGUGAAAUCAAGCCAUCUCCAUGCGCAUCAGGAUGUCCAAUCCCCGGAGAUUGACUUCUCAUAUGCUGAUGCAAAUGAGACCCGGGCUAUUGCUCUAGCAAAGACUGUCUUAGGUGAAGUCCAAGUUCCAGAAAUUUUCUUUUUUGGCAACAUCAACAGUCGUCAAGUACUUAUCCAAGAACGGCUUCCAGGCGUUGGAUUAUGUGUCGCAUGGCCUUAUCUAUCAAGAAAACAAAGGAAUUGUUUCAAGGAACAGGCUAGGAGGAUCCUCCGUCAACUUCACACUAUCAAGCCAACUGGAAACCUCAAAGCUAGUGCUCGCUCUCACGUCGUACCGGACCCCAACAUACUCAGUAAUGAUCGAAUCAAUCCGUUAGAAGGAGAGAUCGUUUUCUCAGCUACAAAUCAUGAUACAGAUAUGAGUUUCAUGCACAACGAUUUGACGCAAUCCAACUGCAUUGUUAGCAACGACGCAAUCGUGGGCCUUAUUGAUUGGGAAAUGGCUGGAUUUUUCGGUUGGAAAACCGCUGGCGAAGUCCAUCGUCGGAUCAGAACCCCACAACGAGAGCAUUUUGUGAAUGCCAACUUGAGUGAGGAAAAGUUGCAGGAUAUGAUGUUCUGGAAUGACCUAUAUGAAGAAAGUGUUUCAGAGGAUUCGCCAAAGAAGACUUCGAUGUCUUCUUAA
Molecule: messenger RNA, 930 nt
Organism: Penicillium verhagenii
Lineage: Eukaryota; Fungi; Ascomycota; Eurotiomycetes; Eurotiales; Aspergillaceae
Product: kinase-like domain-containing protein
Exons: 2
Coding region: 1-930 (309 amino acids)
Source: RefSeq, a predicted model, not a curated record